This is a messenger RNA of Plenodomus lingam JN3, 918 nucleotides long. RefSeq lists its product as uncharacterized. The record is from RefSeq and is a predicted model, not a curated record. Lineage: Eukaryota; Fungi; Ascomycota; Dothideomycetes; Pleosporales; Leptosphaeriaceae.
AUGGCAAGACCAACCAAACAACAACCACCGCCCAAUCCUCUCACCCCGAAUCCUCCCAUCCUGCCACCAGCCCCAGCCCCAGCCCAAAACCUGACCCUUCAAGAGCAACUUCCCUCUUACUCCCCCAGGAAGACACGUUCCCAAACCAGACUGGCCAAUGCCCCCCUCCACGCCCUCGCCUGCAACCACUCAACCAAAAAGACAAAGCACUUUGCCCAACCCAUCCUGAAUCCACCACCCUCCAACCCGCCAAACCCGGAGAAUGUGAAUGCAGUUGAAGAUGACAGUGGUAUAGCUGAUCUCGCACUAGAAGUGGGUAAUCUCGCGUUAGUGAACAACGGGACUGCAAUCACAGCUACUGGAGACGUUUCUAGCAGGGCUGGGUCCGACACAAGAGCUAGGGUGAAAGGAGGGGCUUGUGGAGGGAGGGGAUUUCGUGGCACCGUUGAGAAACUGAAUGGGGAGUUGAAGGGAGCCCAACAAGGGGUCGGGAAAGGGAGGGGGAGAGGCCAGAAGAAAGAAGAGCGAGAGGAAGAGCAAAAGCAGAUUGCCGAGCUCCUGACACUACAUGACUCCACGUCUUCUCAUGAAACUGAUCCUGGUGCCGAAGCCGAAGCCGAAGCCGACGAUGAAGAGGAAUCCGAAGACAAGAUGACCGACAAUACCACCAACAACCAGUCCAAUUUCAGAGCCAAAUCUAAAUCCAAGGCCAUCCUAAACUCCAACUCCCACUCCACAUCUACCUCACACAACUCUAACACACUACCCUCGUCUUCAACAAGCCGCAUGCAGGGAACAGACACGGGUGACGAAGAGGGAAAUACGAGGGUCAUCAGGUCUACUAGAUCCACUAUGGCUCCUCUGACUACAGGAGUCAAGAGAGCAACCAGAGUGAAGAGCAACCAGAGCGACGAGUAG